ACUGAUUUAGCUAGCCUGGGCUUUACUAUUAAAGCCUACUGUAAGGGGUAUAAUAUUAGGCUAGGAUUCCUUAAGUACUACUCAGCCUUCUACUUUAGAAAGGCUGCUACUAUCUAUACUUAUAAUAGGAUAGUCCUUAGUACUAUUAAGUAUCCUCUUACUAUUAGUUAUACUGCUCUCUACUAUACUUUUUAUAAGUAUACUAUAAGACUAGGAAUUAAGAUUAAAUUCUUAAAUAAUAAAAAAGCUGGUAUAAUCCUUGAGAAUAGAUUAAAGCUUAUUACUAAUAUUAUUAUUAUAGCUGAUAGAGUAGGUUUAAGGUCCUGGAAUAUUAUCUUAGGGUUUAAGGAGAUAGCUAUUAGCUCUGGUUUUACUAUAUUCUAUAUAUUAUUCCCAGCUGAAAAUAUAUUAAAAUAUCUAGACCUCCCUAAAAUACCGUAUUAUCUAACUUAUACUUUUCUUCCUACUUCAGCUAGUAGUACUACUAUAGCUCUUAAAGAUAGGUACUCUCUGGCUAUAUACUUAUAUAUAGCUGGUAAGGAUAAUAUACUGCUAGCUAUAAAGGAUAAAUUUAAGAAGGACCAGACUUUUCUAAAUAUACAGUAUAUAUAUAAUAAUUAUAAGGAAUAUAUAAGCUUUCUUAUAAAGGGAAUUCCCUUUAAGAAUACUAACGGAGUUCCUAGAUAUACUAUUAAGCCU
This is a messenger RNA of Clonostachys rhizophaga, 699 nucleotides long. The record is from the annotation of a GenBank genome assembly. NCBI's taxonomy places the organism in Eukaryota, Fungi, Ascomycota, Sordariomycetes, Hypocreales, Bionectriaceae.